Messenger RNA from Synchiropus splendidus (mandarinfish), 912 nucleotides. RefSeq names its product claudin-10 (gene cldn10l2). NCBI's taxonomy places the organism in Eukaryota, Metazoa, Chordata, Actinopteri, Syngnathiformes, Callionymidae. Gene Ontology annotation, biological process: bicellular tight junction assembly; cell adhesion. The transcript has 5 exons. Gene Ontology annotation, molecular function: structural molecule activity. Gene Ontology annotation, cellular component: bicellular tight junction; plasma membrane. The record is from RefSeq and is a predicted model, not a curated record. Bases 27 to 812 code for a protein of 261 amino acids.
CGUCGUCGAGAGCGGACUUGCGCGACAUGAGGAAGAGACUGAUCCAGGUGUUCGGCUUCUUGAUCACGUCGCUGGGAUGGCUCUUCGUCCUCUGCACCAUGGCCAUGGACUUCUGGAGGAUCAGCCAGCUGGGAGGCCAGGGAGGCUCCUUCAUCAUCAAGGUGGCCUGGUACUGGUCCAACCUGUGGAAGGACUGUUUCACCGACUCCACCGCCGUCACCAACUGCCGGGACUUCCCCGUGCUCUGGAGCGUCACCCCGUACGUCCAGGGUGUGCGAGGCUUGCUCAUGUGUGGCUUGACCUUCGGCUUCUUCGCCGUCGUCCUCUGCUUCUUGGGAAUGGAGUGCACCUUCAUCGGAGGCGGGGAACAAGCCAAGGACAAAAUGCUGCUGGCUGGAGCCGUCUUCCAUUUUGCCGGAGGGAUCUCGGACAUCGCCGGCUACUGCUUAUACAUCAACAGAGUGGCCCGGAAUGCCUUCGCCGAGUCUCUGUCGCCAGGAGCCUUGAGGUACGACUUGGGGCCUCCCAUCUUCCUCGGACUGGUCGGCUGCUUCCUCAUCUAUCUCGGGGCGAUAAUGUACGCCGUCACCGUCUAUCGCGUGGUCUUCCCCGAGAGUAAAGUCAUCUACGCCUACGGGACGCGCACGUACAUGUCCCCUCGCACCCGAGGCCGACCCCUCUACUCCGGGUACUACCAGCCCUCCGGGCAGUACGGAUACUACAUGGAUUCCAAACGAUCCAGCAGUUCCAGGAUUUCCAAACUCUCUCUCACCUCGCCGGCGAAGAUAUCGGAAAGAGACGCCUUCGUCUGACUUCCUGCGUGUUAGUGGCGUGAUGCCGCGCUGUGUGGCGACUGGCUCUCUGCUCUCUUGACCUUGUUAGCGUCGUCUGUUUACCUAUCACUUAAUAAAA